Messenger RNA from Trichechus manatus latirostris (Florida manatee), 1235 nucleotides. It is a transcript of the gene NHERF2, whose product is annotated as NHERF family PDZ scaffold protein 2. Gene Ontology annotation, cellular component: apical plasma membrane. Gene Ontology annotation, biological process: protein localization to plasma membrane. NCBI's taxonomy places the organism in Eukaryota, Metazoa, Chordata, Mammalia, Sirenia, Trichechidae. The record is from RefSeq and is a predicted model, not a curated record. The coding region runs from base 1 to 1017 and encodes 338 amino acids. Gene Ontology annotation, molecular function: protein-membrane adaptor activity; signaling receptor binding. The transcript has 7 exons.
AUGGCCGGGCUCGCGCCGCUGCGGCCGCGCCUGUGCCGCCUGGUACGCGGCGAGCAGGGCUACGGCUUCCACCUGCAUGGCGAGAAGGGCCGCCGUGGGCAGUUCGUGCGGCGCGUGGAGCCCGGCUCCCCAGCCGAGGCGGCCGCGCUCCGCGCCGGGGACCGCCUGGUCGAGGUCAACGGCGUCAACGUGGAGGGCGAGACGCACCACCAGGUAGUGCAGAGGAUCAAGGCUGUGGAGGGACAGACGCGGCUGCUGGUGGUGGACAAGGAGACGGACGAGGAGCUGCGCCGGCGGCAGCUCACCUGCACGGAAGAGAUGGCCCAGCAGGGGCUGCCACCCAUCCACGACCCCUGGGAGCCAAAGCAGGACUGGGCAGCCGCGGGGGGCAGUCUGGGCUCCGAGGCUGGCGGGAAGGAUGUGAAUGGGCCCCCCAGGGAGCUGCGUCCGCGGCUCUGUCACAUGAGGAAGGGCCCCCAGGGCUACGGGUUCAACCUGCACAGUGACAAGUCCCGGCCUGGCCAGUAUAUCCGCUCCGUGGACCCCUGCUCACCAGCUGCCCACUCUGGCCUCCGUGCCCAGGACCGGCUCAUCGAGGUGAACGGGCAGAACGUGGAGGGGCUGCGUCACGCUGAGGUCGUGGCCCGCAUCAAGGCGUGCGAGGACGAGGCCCGGCUGCUCGUGGUGGACCCCGAGACCGACGAACACUUCAAGCGGCUGCGGGUCACACCUACCGAGGAGCACGUGCAAGGUCCGCUGCCAUCCCCCAUCUCCAACGGGACCAGCCCCGCCCAGCUCAAUGGCGGCUCAGCGUGCUCCUCUCGAAGCGACCUGCCAGGCUCCGACAAGGACGCGGAGGAUGGCAGCACCUGGAAGCGAGACCCCUUCCAGGAGAGUGGCCUCCACCUGAGCCCCACGGCAGCUGAGGCCAAGGAGAAGGCACGGGCCACGCGGGUCAACAAACGGGCACCGCAGAUGGACUGGAACCGGAAGCGGGAGAUCUUCAGCAACUUCUGAGCCCUGCCUGCGCGCCGGCCCGGCCUCCCUCCCACACGGACCUUGGGGCUCCCGGGCCAGCCCUACACUCCCCAAGCCUCAGUGGGCUGGAGGGGCACCCCCACCCUGGAAGCCAUGGUGGUCCCGCUGCCACUAAGAAACCAGCCAGUGGGUCCCUGUCCCGCCCACCUGGGUGCUGGGACCAUGUUACAGCAAGACGGUGAGAGACAGAGAGCGAG